Chelonus insularis is the source of this 7391-nucleotide messenger RNA. It is a transcript of the gene Svil, whose product is annotated as supervillin-like. Gene Ontology annotation, molecular function: phosphatidylinositol-4,5-bisphosphate binding; actin filament binding. The record is from RefSeq and is a predicted model, not a curated record. The coding region runs from base 445 to 7089 and encodes 2214 amino acids. Gene Ontology annotation, cellular component: actin cytoskeleton; cytoplasm. Gene Ontology annotation, biological process: actin filament severing; cytoskeleton organization; barbed-end actin filament capping. Lineage: Eukaryota; Metazoa; Arthropoda; Insecta; Hymenoptera; Braconidae. The transcript is spliced from 16 exons.
UGUUGCUCCAUCUCAGCGGAAACCACAAAUGACAAGUAACCAAAAGUGUCAUUGUGAAAUUGUCGCGAUGCGGGAACAGACUGCCGUAGUUUGUUUAUCUCUUUUAUUCUUCCGAGAACAAAAUAAGAUAUUAAUUUAAACCUUUUUAUACAUUUUAGUCUAACGUAUUUAUUUAUUUUUAAUUGUUCUCCACGUCCAGAUGGAAAGCAUGAAAAUUGAGUCAGAAAAUUAUUUCAUGUUCAUCUGACGCCUUGUUGCGUUUAAAUAGUACUUUCACCAGUGUGUUAGUUAAGUUCAUCGAAAUAUAACACUGUGAUAACAAUUUAGUCGAUCAUCAAGUCAAUAUUUUGUUACUCUUACUUCAUAUUUGCUUAUUUUUAUUGAGCUAAUGUUGAUUUUUUAUGAGAUGUUAUGGCGACUAGUCUAAUCAUUCAAUAAUUCACAAUGGUAGCAGCUGGUGCAACUGCUUUAAUGACUGCAAGUGAGGGCAGUUCAUCUAAAGUAUCAGAAAAUAUUACCUCACAAUAUGAAGUUCAACAUUCACAGCGUUCUGAUAGCCUUGCCAGAAGAUCAUCAAGAUCCGGGUCUACAGACAGUAUCAAAAGGAAAGAAAGUGUUAAAAAUUCAAUGCAGAACAGAACUACUUCCAUUAGAGAGACUAAGACUUCUAGACUGCGUGCUGCCUCAAUUGUAUCUCCUGUCGAUGGCUCAAGUUUGCCAAGAAAAGCAGGAUUCUCAGAGACUGUAUCACCCUGGAGCCCACAAACAAGUGGGAGUUUAUUAAAUAAACAAAAAAGUCCAAUGUCUUCAAGUAGCAGCCUUUCUCAAACAUCUACUAGAGACAAAGAUAGAUAUCAUCGGCGAUAUGCUACAAAGUCGAAUGAUUCUGAAGAAAAAAUUGAUUCAAACCAAGACAAGAAUGAGAGAAGAUCUAAACGUUUGUCGCGGCCAAGUGUUUCAGUAAGCAAAUCGUCUACUGUCAGUGAUUUCAGUCCGUUGAACCAAAGUCCGUUGAGUCUCCGUCGGCAAAAUUACGAUUCUAAAGACAGCACACGACGGGUCAGUAAUCAACAAAGCACAUCCGAUUCUGCAGCUCGUGCAUCGUCCACGCUCGCUUCCUCAUCCGGCGUAAAGCGCACAAAUCUCCAACGGUCUAGCGGACUUGACAACGAGGUACUGCAGCGGGUCGACGCGCUGACGGCACUUACAAGAGCUACCAUGGAACGUGUAGAAAGGCUCGCAUCAUCAUCAUCCCACGCGAUUACACCUAUUAAUAGUAGAUCUAAUCUACAAAGUGAUGUCCAUUCUUCCGGUACACCUAUAAUCUCUCCAAAAUUACGUACCACCAAAUUAUCAAAAGCCAUUUGUGUUUCAAAAUCAACAUCUUCAACAGCCAAUUCAUCUAUUUUGAAGACAAUCAAAGAUGAAAUUCAAAUAACUCCAAAACCACAAGUACCUAUUUCAAUACUUAAACAUAAGUCAUUUGAUAUCGAAACAGUGGAAGAGCCCAAACUUUGUCCUACAGUCAUAGUUAAAGAAAGAGUUAAUAAAAAACAUGGUAUUCUAAAAAAACGAAGUAGUUUAGAUGAAAAUGAAAUUUUACGUCGUCAGAGUAAUUCUCCAGAUGUUUACACUGAAAUAAGUAGUUAUGAAUCUCGACCAAUUUUAAAAAAUGAACGACGAUCAUCAUUAGACGAAUUAGUGAAGCGUUCAAGAAGCCCUGAACCACAGCCAAUAUCAAUUUUAAAAAGAAAAAGUUUAGGGGAAGAUGAUCGUGAAGAUCUUAGCUCAACAGAACCCCAGAGUAUCUUAAAAAGACCAUCGUCGGGAUCUAAUAAGUCUGGAUCUACAGGUCAUCAUGUUAGCAUUGCAGCAGCAGUUGCAAAAACUCUCGGCGGUGUGGAGUUUCUUAAUGGAGGAAUUUGUACGGAAGUUCGACCAAUUUUGAAGAAAAAAAUGAGUCGAGAAGAAUCAUCCUCCAGUGAUCCUCCUUCUUUAGAACCUCGACCAAUCUUGAAAAAAAAGUCUAGUACAGAGUCCGACGAGCAUGAAGAUAGACCUAAGAAGACUAUUCUUAAGUUGUCGAAAAAGAGUUCUGAAGAAUCCAGCAAUGAAUCUGAGACAGCUUCUCCAAAAAAACUUUCGGUUUUAAGGAAUCGUUCACUUCAAAGAAGAACCAAUAGCUUACCCGAGUGUGAUGCAGUGAGGUCAAUUUUGAAAAAUUCAUCUUCAGGAAGAUCGCGAUCUAGUGACCUUACUCCUAAGGAUGCUAGCUUGAGGAAACGUGCUCGAUCUGUUGGCCAUGAGAAUACAUUCCAAGACGACUGGAAUGAAACGUAUGAUACCAGAGAUAACCUAGACGUUGACAGUAGACCCUGUUCAAAUAAUUCAUCAUCACGUUGUAAUAAUUUUGUAUCAUCCAUUCCACCUAUUGUCUCAUUCAAGCUACCCAGUAGAGAAGAUGAAGUCAUCUAUUGUGACUCAAGUACAGAAACCAAUGAUGAAGACUCUGUGAGAAGAAAAUUAGAUGAAAACAUUGUUAAAUUACGCCGAGCCAGGCAUGUAUUUCGUCGAUGUCGAGACCGUAAAGAGUUAGGAAAUAUUGAACCGUGUCAGAGUUUACCUCAAACCGUUGUUAUUGACAACCCAAGUGUAUCUGAGUCAAGAAAUAUAAAGGUAGAUGAAAUGGCAGAAAAGAAAAGUGGGACUAAAAAAGAUGAUGAUAUAGAUACAGCAACCUUGGAAGGGCGGAAACAAAUUAAUAAAAACGACCGAAAGAACAAUGUAUCACAAAUGGCUCUACGUUUCAAGGUGAUGGAGGAGCAAAGAAAACCUAACGGCGUGAAGGAAAACAGCUUGCCUCGACAAAAUCAACAACGAAACGAUGAAUAUAGUUCAAAACAUAGAGAUAUAUAUGAAAGAUUUAACACGCAGCCAGUUACUUAUCAAGAGGUACACGAAGCGGUCUUGCACAAUCGAGGAGUGAAUACAGCUAGUAUAGAGAUUGAAUUGCUUCAGGCUACUACUGACAGACAAGAUUCCAAAAACGAUAAUUCUGAACCGUUCAAGUUGAGUUUAGCUGAGCGAGUUCGAUUGUUUAAUCAACGAAUUGCCUCAGAAAGCAUUGCCAAGGUUGGAAACUCACUUGAUCGAGCUCAAAGAAGACCACUCAGUCGUUUUAGGACUCAACCAAUUACGUCAGAAGAGGUCGAGGUCGCAUCAAGAAAUAUUCCGUCCAGAAUCAAAAAUUUAAACACUACACCUUCUGAAUCUCCUGGAAUCUCUGUCACUGCUGAAUCUGCAAUGCAUUCAAACAACGAUUCAAUAAAAAGUAUUUUGAAAUCUUCAAGUUCUCACGUUCUUAGUCUUCAAGAGAAGUCUACUGAAUUCAUUCAAGUGUCACAUUCAAGUUCGAAUUCAUCUUUAGAGUUAGAAAUUGAUCAAGUAGGCCAGAAGUUUGGGUAUCGAAGGAAACAAGAGCAAGUUAUUACUAGGCAAAAUGAUAAUGCAUCAGAUGAUGAAUGUGUAGACGUCAAUGAUGGAGUUAUUAUGAGAAAUAAAAAUAGUCGUAUUCAUGAACCGAGUCAAGUGAUAAGCAAAGCAGACAAACCAGUGCCUUCUUCUGAGUGUAUUGAUAGAAAUAGUACUUCAACAGAAUCAAUCAUUGCACGAAAACGUAUUACUUCACGUAUGUCUAUUCUUACUGAUAUUUCCCAAUCAAAUUUUGAGAGUGAAUGUAGAGAAGAAAAAAGUUUGAGCGAAAUUUCAAAAAAUACUCGACCCCUGUCAACAUCGAUAAGUUUAGAUUUUCCAAGUAUGAGUAUUGCUGAUCGUUUAGCUGCUUUACAACGCAGCGGAUCAACAGAUUGGAAACGCCGAGUGAUUACUGAAUCUGUGCCUUCAAUAUUAAUCGAAAAAUAUUCGGAGGAGAGUUCCGAGAAGGGUAAUCUUUGUCAAAAAGAGAAAGACGAACUUGCGAUAAAACAACGAAGACUUGCUGAUCGUCUUGAAAAAUUAGAGUCUGCCGCAGAAGGAUGGCGUAAAAGAGUCGCUGUUACGGACGCACUUAAAUUUUCAGUGGCUGGUAAAAUGCGAGGAGAGCAAUUGGAUACGUUGAACUUGCAAUCGAAGCCAUUUAUUGAAUCUAUGGGGAAUUGUGUUUCUGAUAGAAAGAAAAAAGUCCCACGUCCGGAAUACUUUAAAAAAGGCGACACGAAAGAUAUGCUGUCUACUUCUACUGAAGAUUUAACGAAAAUGUCUCGAGAGAAUUCUUUAAAAGAUACUAGUGAUGAUAGCGGUGAAGAAUCAAAAACGACUACAUCGCUAAAAUCAAUCCAUUAUAUCCCUCGCACAGAUGAUGAGACCUUUACCUCAUUUUUUGAUAGUAUUUCUGUGGAACGAUGUAUAGAGGAAUCUCUUGAUGUAGCUGAAAGUGAUUUUGAUGUAGUUACAUCAUACUCUGAAUUAUUGGGCACAAGAAGAACAACUAAAGUACAACGUCGAAACGUUCCUUCAAGAAAUCCUCUUAAAGCCCUUGCUGCCCGAACGGAUCUCAAAGAUGCGUACACCGAAGUAACAACCGGUGUUGCAGAAAAAGUUUUAAAAAUGAAUAAUAUUGAAAAACUUGCUCAAAAUUCAUCUCUCGCUGUAGAAGCACUAGCUGGUCUAGCUUCAACAGAAGAUUUCAAUUCAGUAACAUUAAAAAACGUUACUGAUGAUGUUGGAAUUGGUACCAAGUUACGUCCUUAUAAAGAUUUAAUGUUAAUUCUAGUUAAAGGUCGUCGGCAUGUUCAAGUACGUCUAGUCGAACCUGUUGCAUCAAGUGUAAAUUCAGGUGACAAUUACAUUUUAGUAACAAAGACAGAGUUAUAUCAUUAUAUAGGAAAAUACAGUAAUAUAAUUGAAAAGUCAAGAGCUGCAGAAAUAGCAUUAAGAAUCCAACAAAAUAAAGAUCUUGGUUGUCGAGCUACUAAAUUAAUAACAAUAAAUGAAGAUAAAUUAACACAUAAAUUGUCAGAAAUGCAAGACUUUUGGAAGCUUCUUGGUGAACAAACAACUAAUCCUCAAGUUAUUGAAGCUGGACAUCCAGAUGAAGAUGAGAUCUAUGAAUCAGCGUUGAUUGACACAAAUGUAGUUUAUGAAGUCGCUGGCGAUAAAUUGAUACCCUUAGAAAAAUGUUGGGGUGCAAUACCAAAGAUAAAGAUACUUGAUCCUAGUAAAAUUUUAAUUUUUGACUUUGGAAGUGAAAUGUAUAUAUGGAAUGGUAAAAUAGCACCAACAGAAAAACGAAAAAUUGCAAUUAAAUUAGCACAACAAUUAUGGAAUGAAGGAUAUGACUAUUCUGAGUGUUCUAUUUGCCCAUUAGACGCAGCAUCCCUCAUAGGAAAUCGUUCUAAAAUUGCUACAAAUCCAAAAAAUGGAACUAAAAGACCCGAAUGGUGUUUAUUAGCUAAACUUACUCAGCAUAUGGAAACUGUACUCUUCCGAGAAAAAUUUUUAGACUGGCCCAAUGCUUCCGGAGUGAUAAAAGUAAAAAAGCCAGAAGAAAAAGAACAAGUUGAAGCUAAAAUUGUAAUUGAACCACCAGAUGUAAAUUUAAUGUUUGAACCGAAAUCAUCUUCCGUUGAUUUAAUUCUUGAAGGUUGCCAUUUAGGUAGAGGAAAUGGAUGGUUUGAUGAAGAAUUUAAAAGGCAAUAUAUUGUUGCAACCACCGAUGUCACAGUAUGGCACAUAAAUGAGUAUUCGUACACAAAACUUGAUAAAAAUUCUAUUGGGCAAUUUUUCACUGGAGAUAGUUAUAUCGUACGUUGGAUGUAUACAAUAACUGUCACGGGAAGAGAACUCAGUGGAUUACCAUCGAAACAUGCGGUGGAAGGUCGAGAUCGUUGUGCUUAUUUUAUUUGGCAAGGAAGAAAUGCUUCUUUGAAUAAACAAGGAACAGCUGCUCUGCUUACAGUUGAACUUGAUAAAGAAGAAGGCCCACAGAUUCGUGUAGUGGAGGGUUCUGAACCAGCAGCAUUUCUCAAUUUAUUCAAAGGCGGCAUGGUAAUACAUCUUGGAAAGAAAUCAGAAGAACGAGAUUUGAAAACAACGAGGACAUUUAUAAGCCGUGGUGUAGAGGAAAUGGAAACUGAAUUGAUUGAAGUUCCUUAUAGUCCUCGACAGUUAAGGAGUCGUGGUUCUUUAGUCUUCCUAGAUGGUGAGUCUGAGAAAAUAAAUAUUUGGCAUGGUCGACAUUCUCUGACUCAUGUGAAAAAAAAUACGGUUUAUGCUGCGAAUAAACUUAAAGAAAAUCGUCCAGUUGAGGCCGGGCUAAGUGCCAAUAGUGAAGUGAUAAUUCAGGAAAUUUUUGAGGGAGAAGAGCCAACAGAAUUCUUGGAAGGUGGUAUGAAUAGGAAGCUACACAUGACAUUAAAUAGAAAGAGCAUUCCGCAUCACACUCCGAGACUAUUCCACUUCUCAAGUGUCUCUGGGGAAUUUACAGCCACAGAAAUACUUUGUCCUCAUCGAUCUGAUGUGCCAAACCCUUUUCCUUUCGUUCAAGACGAGUUAUACCAAGCAAGUCAACCAACUUUAUUUUUAUUAGACAACAAAAAUGAACUUUGGUUGUGGCAAGGUUGGUGGCCUGAUUCGGGAUCUGAAGACCAAACAGGAAGUGGUGCAGUCAGAUGGCAAGCGGAACGAAGAGCAGCAAUGACAGUAGCUAUAGAAUAUUGGAAAAAACUUCAUCCCAACUCGAAAAAAUGUUCUGUGUACCUGGUGUGGGCUGGCUUGGAACCAUUAGAGUUUAUUGACCUCUUUCCUUCAUGGACUGACCGUGAUGAAAUCGCAGAAGUAAAUAUAAAGGAUGGUCGUGCUCCUGGCGAAAUACUUUCUGUUGAAAGCGAGCUGGCUCGUUUGAUGCAACGUACUUAUCCUCCUGCUCAAUUAUUACAACGACCUUUACCCGAAGGAGUUGAUCCUACUACUUUAGAACUAUAUUUAUCUCCACAACAUUUCCAGGAAUUAUUGGGAAUGACGAUAGAAGAAUUUCAAGAGCUUCCAUUGUGGAAACAAAUUGAUAUAAAAAAGAAAAUAGGCCUUUUUUGAUGAAUGGAGUUGAUAACAACAACUGUGACGAAUGUUUAUUAAUUUGUCAAAUUUUUUUUAUUGAUUAAAAAAAGUUGCCAACGCAAUUAAUUUAACUACAAACUCAAGACUCAUGUACACAAGACAUAAAAAUGUCUUCUGAAACGAAAAUGAAAAAGACUUAGGCUAAAGUAUUAUUCCGAAACUGCAAAGAUGAAAUUAUAUUUUUAAUACACGCAACAAAUCAUAAAUUGGCUUGUGAAUAUUUCAUUUAUAUUUGUACGGGUUUUAUAUUUAUCAAUAAUACAUGUGUUUUAAACCGU